UUGACUCAACCCACAAUUAAUUUGAGAAAUUUUUCUCUUCCGGGUUGCGAUUUUGCGUGUUAUGAGCCUCCUAAGAGCUUUUUUACUUGUGCAAUCGAAAGAUGACUAAAGGAUCUGUUUUUUAAAGCGACUGUCAAAGAAAGCUUGUUUAGAACAGGAGUCGUCCACGAAUACAGAGAGAGGAGAUAUGCCUCCUCCACCCCCUCCCCCACCCCCGGGGCCACCAGCUCCACCACCACCACCCCCUGGGCCAUCAGGAGGUGCCAAACUUAAAGUAGGUGGGAAUCCAAAUCCUCAAGCGCGUACAGCACUCCUUGGUGAUAUCAGGGGUGGAAUGAAGUUAAAGAAGGCUGUAACAAAUGAUCGAAGUGCUCCUGUUGUAGGAGGAAAUAAGCCCAGCCCUGCCCCUAGUGGGGGGGGAGGUGGUGGCGGUGGCAGCAGUGGUGGAGGCGGUAUGGGCGGCAGUGGUCCAGCAGGGUUGGGUGGAUUGUUCGCCGGUGGAAUGCCAAAACUUCGUUCUACAGGAAACAGGUCUGGAGGCCAACCAAGUGGUGGUGGCUCGGCCCCCCUGAAGCCACCUGGUGCCAGAUUUGGGAACCAGGGCACCCCUGACAACGACUCUAGUGAUAAUGCAGAUUCUCAAGUAAAGAGGAAUAAUAUAGCAAAUAGACUUAAUCAGCAAUUUGGUGGUGGGGUGGCUCCAAAACCCACUCCGCCAUCUGGAGGUGGAGCACCUAAACCACCACCUCCGUCUGGGAAAGUGAACUUUAACCAUGGUGCUGACAGUGAGAACCAUACAAACAGUCAUCGAAACAGUAACAAUAGGUUCAGUGACAAUAGUUUUCCGAAACCAAGUAUUAAUACAAAUAGACCUUUGCCAUCUGUGCCAGGUCAAAACCGACCCCCUCCACCUCCGCAGCAGAAUAAACCUCCCCCACCUCCUUCUCAGGGAAAUAAACCACGGGCGCCGCCUCAGGGGAACAAGCCCCCACCACCACCGUCACAGACAAAUAAACCACCGCCCCCUCCGUCACAGAAGAAUAAACCAGAGCGGCCAGGAUCCUUGCGGAAUUCCGGUGCCCCUCCACCUCCUCCCCCAAGCAAUAAUAGGAGCAAUGCCCCUCCAGCACCCCUGCAGAACGCGAAACCACCUUCGCCAUUAGGACCCCCUGCAGUGCCAACGAGCGCCAGACCACCCCCGCCACACCAGCGACCGCCGAGUACGCACUCAAUGUCAGAUUCAAGUGGAUCAGAUUUGCCCCCUCCACCACCCUCCAUGCAGAGCAGACCGCUGCCACCGACGCCACAAGAACAGGGGAGUAGAAUAUCCUCACACGAUGCAAACAGAGGCCCCCCUCCGCCCCCGCCGUCGAGAGGAAGCAUGCCAGCUGGUGGGCGGCCGUCUUGUCCCCCGCCACCACGACCACCUGGUCCUCCGUCAGCAAGACCACCUCCACCCCCUCCACGGGGUGGCCCUGGUUGUCCCCCACCACCACCACCCCCUCACCGAGGUGGCGUCCCUCCACCUCCACCCAAUAGAUCAUCUUUGCCACCAGCACCACCACAAAUGAACUCGAGGAUGGGAGCAGCUCCGAAGCAGAGUAAUCAAGUUGGUGAUUUUGAGGGUCAGUUUACGUUCCAUGAUGUAAAUGAGUUGCCGGCACCGUCGCAGUUCAUAGUGACACAAAAGACGUAUCCGAGUAAAAGCCCGAGAAACACUGAGCUGCAUUACCAACAUAGAUGUUACAAAGAACCACCACCCUCACCGGCAUGUCGGUCCUAAGGACUCGUGCGCCGCAGAAGAGAAAUGCUCCUCCCCCACCACGUCCCCCAAUGCGAUGAUCAACCUAGGUGAUUAGGUAUUGGUAGAUGUCGCCUACGUCAGGGCCAUGAUAUAACGGCGUACUCAUUAUGAUUGUGAUGACGACAGUGUACUUAUAUAAGCAGUGGUUCUGGAUCGAACGAAAGGUACGACACAGUUUGAAAUAAUCUCGGUGCUGUUGGCAGAAGAUGGAGAGUAAGCGGGACAUUUUGUGUUAUUUCAGUUCAGACAAGGAAAGCUCUUUGUUGCAGUGUUCCGGAGAGGUGUUUCAAAAUAUUUGAGUCUGCAUGUAUUAUCGUGGCAGGUUUGGUUGUUAUAUCAGGCUAGCAUCUGUGAUCACGUUAUCCUCUACUGAACUGGUGUCAGAAAAGCUACGUCCGGUUGUUCAAAACAAACUAACAUGGUAACUUUGUGUUGUUUCCUUCAGUUACACCCUUAGACCCAACACCAAGUCAAUGCCAGUGCUAGUGACAAAACUAGUUUUGUACAACUGGGCACUUAGAAUUAGCUAACUCACACCUGGACUAUGUUAUCCUUUGCCUACUUAAAUGAAGUGUUCACUUGUUACUACCCAGGACUUCUAUCCUUGAUCGUAACUCCCAUUGCAUCAGUGUAGCGGAGAGUGAGGAUGUCCAGUCUCCUAAGAGUGUUGAUAUUUUGAUCAAAUAUCAAAUCUUUUGAAUGGAGAGUCCUCAUUGAUGAUACUAUGUUAUCUUUCUAGUUGCUCAUAAGUACUGCAAACUCAGCUCAAUCACACCUUGAAACAAGUCUAAAUGAAAUACUAAUAAAGUGACUGUGACCAGCUUCCAAACCUGCAAAUGGAUGAUGAGUGUGCAGUGGACUUAGAAAGGGACCUGGGCCCGAUCGUUCAAAAUAAGUUUUCUCACUGACACAGGUGUUAACAUAGAUGAGUUUGAAAGGGACUGUAAAGUUCCACGGGAAAUAUCAAACUGGGCUUCUCUAUGAUGAUAAUGAUGGGAGAGAGCUGAAUUUGCAGUAGGCCUACUUGUAAAUUCUAUGUAGAAGGGUUUGGUAGAUUACCAUAUUGUGAUAUCUCGGCCUCUUUAUUUCUCACGCUGAGGUCGUAAGGUACAAAUGUAUGUGAUGUUAUGUACUUCCUGUAUCAGUAUUGAGUGAAUGUUAUGCAGUGUACAUUAGACUGCAUGUACAUGCAGUGUGCAUCUGCAUGCAGUGUGCAUCUGCAUGCAGUGUACAUGCAGUGUACAUGCAGUGUACAUGCAGUCUAGUGUACUGUUUGUUCUAACCAUUGUAGAUCCUUGCUGUGCUAGCAGCAUUGGAAUCAUGAAAUACUGAAUCCCAGGCCGCAAUCAUCAAAGGAUUUAAACAAAGAAUUAACAAAUACUGGAAUUUGAUGUGUCCAACAUCCUUAUAAUUACUACAUUUAAUUAGCUUACAGUCUGGUAACUGUACAUUCACCUGUCAAUUCAAUGUGUUGUUUGACGGGUGCAAUUAACCUAUGUUUUAAGCAUGGAAGAUGUACCCUAGUAUCAUAGAACUUUCUUUAGACAGUCUGAAGCUAUAGUACAGAAACAGACAGAGCUAUUAUUUUAAAUCAUGAAAAUAUAGGCUAAUCAGAUUUGUAUGACAAGUAAUACAUAGCAUAUUUCUAUAUUUAGCACAAAGGAAAGGGCAAUUUUUAGGGGCAAACACAGAGCUGUAACUUCAAAUGUAACUAGGCCUUCCAGGCCUUCCCAGGUAAGCUGUGGGGAGCAGCUGUGGGGAGCAUUUUGGCAAUCGUCAAUGCUGAACUUUUCAUAUAAAUAUGUUUAUUAAUAUCCAAGGAUAUGUAUGGUUUUGUUUGAAUUCCAAAACGUUUUUUUCCAUUUCCGAUGCUUUAAACUAAACAGAGAGAAUCAGACAUCCCGGUAAACACUUUGUCUAAUAAGUUUAAAGUUGGUCUGUGAGUGUGUAGUGAUUUUCAUACACGAUAAAAUACUAUUUUUCUACUUGUACAGCUUUUGGAUAAACUGUCACUCAUGCAUGUUGUACACAGUCUGCCUGUGCAGAGUUGAAUGAGGAUGGUCUGCGGCAUCACCUUCAAUACAUGUACAUUAUAUUACUUGGGUGCACCUUCACUAAUAUUCUCGUGUGUCAAUUUUCAUUCCCCUUUCCUACCAGGCGAUCCCUCAUGCUCAUGUUACAGGCAGUCUCCGUUAAAUUAGCCAGCAAAAUAAUGUUUCACACACGCAUGUACAUAGAAAAAAACAUUGGUCAACCUAGAAUUCAACAUGAGGGUACCGGUACCUAUUUUUAUACACUUGUAGAUUACUGUAACCAGAAUAACCUUGAAUGAUCUUCUUAGCACUGUCCUCUGCAUGCAAGGGUAUCAUGCUGCAUACAUGUAGACCAAAAUGUAAGUGCAAUUGGUUAGAAAAUUCUGCAUGACUGGAAUUGAAUGAUUGUCUGUGGACAUUUGGCUUGCCCAGUGAGUCCAAUAGAAUAGGGACAACAUCUGUGGCUAAUUUUGAGACGAUUUCAGGGCUUUCGAAAUCAAGGCUUAGACACUACAGUCUAUAAACAAGAAUCAACCAAUGCAUUUUGAUUCAUGUAGAACCAUGCUCAUAAUGUAUAUGAUCUGUACUGUUUUCAUUUCAUGGACUGUGUACAUUAUGUUGUACAUUGUCAUCAGGUCGCGUUCGUUGUACAUAAAAAUAAUUUAAUAUAUAGAAAGGUAGAUGUGUUAGAUUUGAGACUGCAUUCUUAGACUACGGAGAUCAAUGGCAUGGUGAUUAGAGUUCCGGGCUCAUUAUCAAGUGGUUGAGGAUUUGACAUUCCAUAAGAUCAUCAUUUGAUCUCCGUGUCCUUGAGCAAGGCACCUAACUCUACUUGCUUCCCUCGACCCAGAAGUUUACGUGUAAGUGGGUUCCAGGCCAGCCUUGAGGUUAACCUGUGUCAGACCAGAAUCCUAUCGGGGAGGGACAGCUCAUUGCACUUAACCACUAUGGAAUCCGGGAGACUAGAAAACUGGGUUUUUGAAUUUAUCUAAAGGGACAAUAUAGGCAGCAGCUGGGCAGGCAAGAUAAGGUAACACGAUUUAGACGAAGUCCUCAACAGGGGUCUCUCACAUCUCACAGUAUGUCGAAAUGAUUCACGCUUGUGCAAGGAAUAGAUCUAGUGCUUAAUCUGACAUGACCCAGGGCCCUUACUGUGUUUAUUAGUCACCUGAAGAUCUCCAAAUUAGCCCCUCUGCUCCUGCCUAUAGUCCCCCUUUAACAUUCAUAUAACAUAGUCAAGUAUCUUCAUUCAUCUUAUUAAAACUUCAUUUGUAAUGUAUGUACAUGCAUAGUUUUGGUCAGUUUCAACGUAAAAUCAAUGCAGAAAUCGCAGUGUUCAGAAUUGUUGGUGUGCCAUCAACACUCAUUCAACAUGUUUUUUCUAUUUUGUGGGUCAAUUAACAGCUCAGAAGAGGUGAAGAGGUCGUUGCUAAGAACCUCCAUCUUGGAAUGACUGUUCAGUAACGAGAAAAAAUUCUUGCCUAAAAAUAUUUGAUUUUGCCUUUUACAGCAGCAUUUUAGUUCCUGGCCAAAAUGUUAGAUGGCUGUCAAGUAUAGGGUUUUUCCAAUGCAAAUUUUUUUUGUGUCGUAGACAUUUUGGGCCAAAAUCAGGCAGCAGCAUACAUGUAAUAAUAUCCAUAGCAGUACGAGUUAUUGCAUUGCUGUAUUCAUAGAGAUCAUUAGGUUUGCUGUGUUUACUUGAGAAAUCCCAUCAAAUUCUGUGCCAAUUCCUUUUGGUCAAACACCACAGCACACCAUCAUCUAGUUUGAGGUGUGACGUGUUACUCAAGAUUGGUCUUGGCUAUCAAAUUCGCAUUUUCAGCUUUGUUUAAAUUUAUUAAAUUACUAUUAAAAUUUAACGAUCAAAAUUCGUAUGUCUGGAUUCCUAAUAGUUUGUGUGUGUGUUCAGUCUCACACAACCGGCUGAUGGACAAAGUGGGGUUUUCUUUCAACUGGUUGUGUGAGGCUGAUUAAGUGACCAUCAGAAGAUUGCCAGUUUCAGACGAAUGUGACAUGUGUGAUUGUAGUGCCUUGAUCUAGGGGGUGCAGGAGCGUGCUCUCAAGGAGACUGAUAUAUAGUUAUGUCUGGUCUGUAAGAAUGAACAAGAAUUUGAGUCAUGCCAGCUAUUGCUUGAGAUUUGAUGGCUAGCUGGCUUGACACUUGUACACUUGUGCACAUGGACCUGGCAUUCUUUGGGUGGAAUAAUGGGUACGAGGUCUCUGUUUAGACUGCUGAAAUCAUCUUGACCAUUUGUAUCAUAACUACCAGAUGUUUUAUUCUGUAAAUGAUUGAAUACUACCUUUGAAUAAAAUCAUGUUAAUGGUA
Molecule: messenger RNA, 6163 nt
Organism: Lineus longissimus
Lineage: Eukaryota; Metazoa; Nemertea; Pilidiophora; Heteronemertea; Lineidae
Product: WAS/WASL-interacting protein family member 1-like
Exons: 8
Coding region: 188-1783 (531 amino acids)
Molecular function (GO): actin binding
Source: RefSeq, a predicted model, not a curated record